AACGUCCAUCUCUUCUUUGUCUCAAAUCCAUGUUUCACCUCUCUCACUCUCUUUCUGGAAAUGGCUUCCACCACCAAGGAGAUGGCAAUGGACUGGUAACCAGUUCUGCUACUCUACACAGACGGCAGCGUGGAGAGGUUCAAAGACUCUCUUCUCAUGCCCCCCGCACUGUCUGAUCCGGCCGCCGGUGUCUCCUCCCAGGACAUCUCCAUCUCCGCCCACGUCUCCGCCAGACUCUUCCUGCCAGAUCAUCCCACUCCUGCCGACAACCACCGCCGGAAGCUCCCCAUCGUGAUCUACUUCCACGGCGGCGGCUUCUCCUUCGAGUCCCCCUUCUCCGCCCUCUACCACCGCUACAUCUCCACCUUGGCCUCCCAAGCCAGAGUCCUGGCAGUUUCAGUCAAGUAAAGGCUGGCCCCGGAAAACCCUCUUCCGGCUGCUUAUGAAGACUUCUGGGCCGCUCUCCAGUGGGUCUGCUCCCACUCAGCCGGAGAUCAGCACCCUGAUCGGAAAGAGCCAUGGCGAUUUUGACAGGCUCUUCGUCGGUGGCAGUGCCUCUGGAGAUCUCAUAGACUUCUUUGAUCUCCUUUCCAAAGUAUUGAUCACCGAUCUCUCCCCUAUCCUCCGACUCCCCGGAAGACCCAGCCACCCCCCGGCGUCUUCUCCAAAGACAUCGCCAUCUCCUCCAACGUAUCCGCCAGACCCACCCUUCCUCCCUAAAGCCGCUGCCUCCGCCUGCCCCAAAGACAUCGCAAUUGAGCCCGAAGUCUUCUCAAGUUUUUAAAAAGCAGCCUAAUUGAAGUUGUUACCCUUCACAUUCAUCUAAAUUAUUCGUUUUUGGACCAAACAAUGCACUUCACAUACAACAAAGUUUCGAAGAAGAUGAGAUUUUUUUCGUAUAUGAACUCAAAGUUUAGUCUAACUUAAGAUUUUUACCUGAUCUUUUCGAUAAAUAGUUUCUUAUAAUUAAUUAAUUACUCAGAGAGCAGAUUAAAUAUCCGUGUCUCUGGUUCUAAUCAUGUAUAACAAAAACAAAAUUUAAUUUAAUAAUGUAUAUAUUAUUAAAUUCGCCACCUUCCCUAGAAACAGAAGCAAAUUAAAAAAUUCACAAUAAAUAAAAAAGCGGUAGUAAUCUACUAGAAAAAUCAAGAAACCAGGGGUGCAAGUGUAUUUUUCGAAAAGUUGGAGUGGCAUUUGUCCAGACUCAAAGGGUGAUCCAGUCAUUUACCAUAAAGAGCAAAAACCUAUUCCCUCAUUUUCAGUUUCAGAUCGAGUGAGUUUCUCUUUGUUUCCCUGGCAGCUUCGCUCACUGACUCACUGACUCACUCUCUACCCCCCAACCCAUCUUCCGCCGACUGUCCGGCAAUCCCAGCUGAAGGUGCAGUUAACCGGACGGAAGAAUCGGAUCAAAGAAAAGGAUUUUUUCUGCAAUGGAUGUGAUAACACCAAAUUCAGAACGGCGACCACUUUCCAUCAAACUGUGGCCCCCAAGCCAAAAUACACGCCUUAUGCUUGUGGAACGGAUCACUAACAACCUUUCCAGUCAAUCCAUUUUCACCAAGAAAUAUGGUAGUCUGAGCAAGGAGGAAGCUGCAGAAAAUGCCAAAGAAAUUGAAGAUGCAGCUUUUUCCUCUGCAAAUCAACACUAUGAAAAGGAGCCUGAUGGUGAUGGAAGUUCUGCAGUGCAGCUUUAUGCUAGGGAAUGCAGUAAGCAUAUCUUGGAAGUUCUUAAAAGGGGCCCUAGCACCAAGGAGAACGAAGAGGCUGUUAAACUUGACAAAGUUACUGGACCUCACGAAACUUUUUUUGAUAUAUCUAAAGGCCAGCGGGCCUUCAUUGAAGCGGAGGAGGCUCAGGAACUUUUAAGUCCGUUGAAUGAGCCUGGAAAUUUGUACACUAAGAUAUGUUUCAGCAAUAGAAGCUUUGGCUUGGGUGCCGCUCAGGUUGCUGGCCCCAUCUUGGAAUCUCUUAAGGAUCAAUUGCAGGAAGUUGACCUAUCAGAUUUUAUUGCAGGAAGGCCAGAGGCAGAAGCUCUUGAUGUCAUGCAUAUAUUUUCAGCUGCCCUGGAAGGUUGUAUUUUGAAGACUCUGAAUCUCUCAAACAAUGCCUUGGGUGAGAAGGGUGUAAGGGCAUUUGAGAAGCUCCUGAAAGCACAAAGUAACUUGGAGGAGCUCUACUUAAUGAAUGAUGGUAUCUCAGAGGAAGCUGCACAAGCUGUUUCUGAGUUAAUUCCUUCCACAGAGAGGCUUAAGGUUCUCCACUUUCAUAAUAAUAUGACAGGAGAUAAAGGGGCUGCCGCUAUAUCUGAGGUUGUGAAGUGCUCUCCUAUGUUGGAGGAUUUCCGAUGCUCCUCUACGAGGAUUGGCUCUGAUGGAGGAACUGCUUUAGCUGAUGCACUUGGGACAUGUACUCAUUUGAAAAAGCUUGAUCUCCGGGACAACAUGUUUGGUGUAGAGGCUGCAGUUGUGCUGAGCAAAGCACUCUCCAAGCAUGCAAAUCUGACUGAGGUUUAUCUGAGCUACCUGAAUUUGGAAGACAAGGGAGCAAUUGCAAUAGCAGAUGCACUUAAAGAAUCGGCUCCGUCACUUGAGGUCUUGGAUAUGGCUGGAAAUGAUAUAAAAGUUGAAGCUGCAUCCAGUUUAGCUGCAUGCAUAGCAGCAAAGCAGUUCCUCACCAAGCUGAACUUGUCUGAGAAUGAAUUGAAGGAUGAAGGUGCUAUUCAAAUCAGCAAGGCUUUGGAAGAAGGCCAUGGCCAGUUGAAGGAAGUUGACCUGAGCACCAACUUGAUAAGGAGGGCUGGGGCUCAGAUAUUGGCUCAGACUGUGGUGCAGAAGCCCGAGUUUAAGUUACUAAACAUUGACGGCAAUUUCAUCUCUGAAGAAGGCAUUGAUGAGUUGAAGAUUAUAUUUAAAUCUUCUCCGAAUAUGCUUGGGUCCCUGGAUGAGAAUGACCCCGAGGGAGAGGAAGGAGACGAUGAUGGGGAUGAAGGCGGUGAGAAGGAAUCUGGAGAUGAGGAUGAAAGUAACAAACUUGAAUUGGAAUCGAAACUGAAGAAUCUUGAUGUUAACUCGGAGGAGUAGAGAGGUUAUUUCAUGUCAGGUAUCUUUUGGGUUCAACAAGCAGAGCAUACUUAGGUUUGCCAAAACUGACCCGUUUCACCAAGCAGGGUCAGUUUUGGCAACUCCCAACAGAUCCCGGCACAGAUUGUUCAACCGUAUUUUAGGUUUGAUGACAUUAUUUUCCCUUAGGUUGGUUUCUGUGAUUUUCCAUGUAAUGACUAACCUAAAAUCUUUCUUAGCUGAGAUGCCAACUUUUGGGGUUGUCUUGGCAGUUAAGAACUAUGAAUUGAGGCUCUCUCUCUCUCUCUCCA
Molecule: messenger RNA, 3370 nt
Organism: Diospyros lotus (date-plum)
Lineage: Eukaryota; Viridiplantae; Streptophyta; Magnoliopsida; Ericales; Ebenaceae
Product: RAN GTPase-activating protein 2
Exons: 3
Coding region: 1431-3080 (549 amino acids)
Molecular function (GO): protein binding; GTPase activator activity
Source: RefSeq, a predicted model, not a curated record